This is a messenger RNA of Drosophila sulfurigaster albostrigata, 2557 nucleotides long. Its product is annotated as RYamide receptor. Gene Ontology annotation, biological process: neuropeptide signaling pathway. The record is from RefSeq and is a predicted model, not a curated record. Gene Ontology annotation, molecular function: neuropeptide Y receptor activity. The transcript is spliced from 8 exons. NCBI's taxonomy places the organism in Eukaryota, Metazoa, Arthropoda, Insecta, Diptera, Drosophilidae. Bases 998 to 2542 code for a protein of 514 amino acids. Gene Ontology annotation, cellular component: membrane.
AUGGCCAAAACGCCAACGCCAAACGCCAAGGCGAGUCACGGAAUUCCAUUUCAGUUCGCUUUCUGUGCUCGUGCGCGUCGCAACGUGGCGGCCGCUGUUGCUUCAAUACAUUUGAAUCUUGGUGUUGCUCUUGGUGUUUCUCGUUGCCGUUGUCGUUGUCGUUACGAUUGCCACCAGUGGCGUUGGCGUCAUUAAACGCCGCUUUCAAUUUCUGUUUCAAUUGGCCGUUCCUCACUUUUUUGGAGUGUGCAAAUUGCUCCAUUUGAGAUAUUUUUGGACGCAUAAACGCAUAAAAAAGCGCAAUUCAAAUACAAAACACAAAACAAGAAAACAAUUACAAUUUUGUUUAUUUUAAGUGGCAAUUUGAAUGUGCCCAGCACGCGAACAAUAAACGCCACAAUUAAUUAACUGUUUAUCAAGACUCCGAUGCUCGACAAAAGGUGCGAGAAGCAUUUACUCAGGCUCAGACAUCGCGUCAACGCGUCGUAUGCGUGUUUUCUGCUAGCCAGCCAACAAACCAACGAAACAGCAACAAUUUGUUGUGCGUGUGUGUAAAGUGAGUGUUCAAUAAGUGUGUGUUUACGUGUGUGUGGAAAUGCAAAUGUGAAAUUGUGCACGUAACUGGACAUCGCAUUCAGUGUCGUUGUCGUUGUCUUUGUCGUCGGGUUAGUUAAAUGUUUGUUUUUGCCACUGCUCUUGGCAUUGCCAUUGCCGUUAAAUGCUAAUUUCGUCACCUGGGAGCAGUUCAUAUAGCCGGCCAGACUGAGUCAGUGUCCAGUGGGGCUUCCUUCCCAAGGGACCAGACAGGCUGUGGAAAAUAAAUGCGAACCGGAAAUUACUUAUACUUAAACAGAAAUACCAUUGUUCGCCAGAGUUAUAAUGAGGCUACAAAUAACUGUGGGAUUUGGCACAGUUUUUGGAUUAAGUUGCUAGAGACAAAGUUUUUAUCAGCUUACGCUUACGGUUUAACUUACCAAAAAAAAGUUGCAAAACCAAAAUGGAAUUUUACACUAUGACUUGGAACAGCCGUCGCACGGAUCUUGAGAAUUUAAUGCAAAAUGACGACCGUAUGUAUUAUAUAGCGCCAGAGCAACCGCUGUUGGAGGAUUAUCAGAAUGACAGCGGGUUGCUGAAAUACGCAGAGAACUCCACAGAGUUGUCGAUGAGAGGCUUGGACGUUGUGUAUCCCACACCGAGCAUCAAUGUGACCUUCCUAAUGAACUUCAGUUGCGCUUCUACCGGCGAAGAUGUUUGGUCGAGUGCUUACUUCGCGGCCCUCGUCUACCUGCUAUACAUUCCAAUUUUUAUAUUUGCUUUGCUUGGCAAUGGUUUGGUCUGCUACAUAGUGCAAUCGACGCCAAGAAUGCGAACCGUAACCAACUACUUUAUCGCCAAUCUGGCGCUGGGUGACAUACUCAUGACUCUAUUUUGCGUGCCGCCUACCUUUAUCGCGCAAUACAUUCUCAGCUAUUGGCCGUUUGGGACUGUGCUCUGUCAUUUUGUCAACUAUUUGCAGGCAGUGCCAGUGCUGGUCAGCGCCUACACGCUGGUUGCCAUCAGCAUUGAUCGCUACAUAGCCAUCAUGUGGCCACUGCGUCCUCGCAUCACAAAGCGCUAUGCCAAGUUUAUUAUAGCUGGCGUUUGGUUUAUUGCGCUCGCGACUGCAUUCCCCAUUCCCGUCGUCUCACGCAUCGAGGUUCCUCAGUCACCUUGGCACAUAAAAUGCGAGAAAUACAUUUGCCGUGAAGUUUGGCCAGAAGGACAACAGGAUUACUACUACACACUGGCACUCUUCACACUGCAGUUCAUCCUUCCGCUGCUGGUACUCAUAUUCACCUACACACGCAUCGCCAUCGCUGUUUGGGGCAAGCGCCCGCCCGGCGAGGCGGAAAACUCGCGAGACCAGCGCAUGGCGCGUUCCAAGCGUAAGAUGAUUAAGAUGAUGCUGACUGUUGUCAUCGUAUUCACCAGCUGUUGGCUGCCCUUCAACAUUCUACAGCUGCUGCUAAAGGACAAUGAGUCGAUGGAUUCGUGGAAGCCAUUGCCAUACGUGUUCUUCGCAUUUCACUGGCUGGCAAUGUCGCACAGCUGCUACAAUCCCAUCAUCUACUGCUAUAUGAAUGCGCGUUUUCGCGGUGGUUUCCUUCAGAUCAUGUACCGCGUUCCCGGCCUGCGUCGUUGCUGUUGUUUGCAUCGAUAUCUGCGCAGCCGGGGCGAGCGCAGCUAUGAAGCAACGGGUGAGAUGACCUUCAAAUACAAUCGCCGAAAUGGCGAUGGUCUAGUCAGGAAACCUAAAAUACGCAUUAGGAACCGAAGAUGCAUUCCACCUACAUCGUGUGAACACCUGCACCACCUACAUCAGCACAAGGCGAAAGCUGCGCACGAAUUCUAUGCAAAUGAGCCAAUUUUCAUGUGCAGAGACCACUGUCUUGCGGUAGCUUCCGGAUCCCGAGAGGAGCCACAAGCGACGCUUCAGUCGAGAACCGCCCACAGUGCGUUUCACAUGAACGGAGCCAGCACGCUGAGCUCGACACAGUUUUGAAUGAGAUGCGAUGAG